This is a messenger RNA of Musa acuminata AAA Group (dessert banana), 861 nucleotides long. Its product is annotated as nicotinamidase 2-like. NCBI's taxonomy places the organism in Eukaryota, Viridiplantae, Streptophyta, Magnoliopsida, Zingiberales, Musaceae. The coding region runs from base 25 to 648 and encodes 207 amino acids. The transcript is spliced from 2 exons. The record is from RefSeq and is a predicted model, not a curated record.
AUCCCCAUCUGCCUCCUCUGCGUGAUGGCGUCUUCCCAAAGCAGCCUCUUUUCCAUGGCAGGCGACUCCUACAGCAAGUACGAGAUUCGGCGGCGCAACCCCAACCCCACCGCCGCCGCCCUCCUCGUCAUCGACAUGCAGCGCCACUUCGCCUCCAUCGCUGCCCCCAUACUCCCCGCCCUCCGCUCCACCGUCGCCCUCUGCCGCGCCGCCGGCAUCCCCGUCCUCUUCACCCGCCACCGCCACCGCUCCCCCGCCGACUACGCCAUGCUUGGCGAGUGGUGGUCCGGCGACCUCAUCCUCGACGGCACCCCCGCGGCCGAGCUCCUCCCCGACAUCGGCCGAGACCCCGGCGACCGUGUGGUCGAGAAGAGCACCUACAGCGCCUUCGCCGGCACGGGUCUGGAGGAGGCGCUGAGGGGCAUGGGAGUCGAGGAGGUGAUCGUCACCGGCGUGAUGACGAACCUCUGCUGCGAGACGUCGGCGAGGGAGGCGUUUGUGAGGGGGUUCAGGGUCUUCUUCUCCACCGACGCCACGGCUACCUCGAACAAGGAUCUGCACGAAGCUACCCUCAAGAAUAUGGCGUAUGGCUUUGCUUAUCUGGUGGACUGCAAACGCCUCGAGGCAGCUCUUGCGCCCAAGAUUUGAGCAACUCUUUUACCUGCAUAACUUUCUCCAGCAAUGUAGAAGUCAUGGGACUUGUACUGUGGGAACCUCUUGAGCCAGUUUACAAGGAAUAUGUAGGAGUCCUCAGCUUUGGAUGAUCAGUAGAACAAUAUCAGUAGAUGUGAACAAAUCCCCCAAGGAUUUCUAUGGAACAUGUAUAUGGUCAAGUGAAAGUACUCUCUGUAGGACUUACCA